Messenger RNA from Hyla sarda, 2253 nucleotides. Its product is annotated as SPRY domain-containing SOCS box protein 3-like. Gene Ontology annotation, cellular component: SCF ubiquitin ligase complex. NCBI's taxonomy places the organism in Eukaryota, Metazoa, Chordata, Amphibia, Anura, Hylidae. Bases 516 to 1274 code for a protein of 252 amino acids. The record is from RefSeq and is a predicted model, not a curated record. The transcript has 6 exons. Gene Ontology annotation, biological process: proteasome-mediated ubiquitin-dependent protein catabolic process. Gene Ontology annotation, molecular function: protein binding.
UUUUAAUAGAAGUAAUUUACAAAUCUGUUUAACUUUCUAGCUUUUAAAAAAAAAAAAAAAAAGAAAAAAACAUUUCCACGGGAGUAUCCCUAUGGGCCUCCACGCACACACAUCCCGAAGUUUAGCGUUCGUAGAAAUCUGCGGAGGGUUUAAUGCUGCUACCCCAACCCCUCCCAGCGCAUCCAUUUUAUCCGGAUGGAGGUAUUCCAGCACUGUCGUAAGGAAAGACGUCAUUCAGAUAUGUAAUAUAAAAUAAAUAUAUGUAUUUCCAAGACCUGUGCAGUUUUUUGUGCUUUCUAGGUCACGUUUGUAGGGUGUAGAGCAGCGUUUCCCAACCAGUGUGUUGCAGAACUACAACUCCCAGCAUGCCCAGAUAGAAGCAGCCACCAAUCGCAACGUCGCCUCUGGGGGCCGGAGUCCUAGCCGCAUCCUAUUGGUGGAGCCGAAAACUACUUUACAAGUGAUGGGCGCAACUUUCGAGAAAAACACAGAAGCGGAAACUCAGCUGAGUAAACAUGAGGGGUAAAAGAGGACAACAGCACACUGACACCAGGGCAGGGCCGUUGAUGCCCCCUAUGCCAUGUGGCUACGUGAAGGAAAACUGGCUGUGGGAAAGAAAUGAGCAGUGCCCGUCAAUACAGCUGUCUCCUGGUCGACAAGAAGUUUACUUUCACACAGAUCCGGUCUUGGAGAGCUGCGGUACUGCGGCAGUGCGGGGGGACACAGGCUUUCUCCAAGGAGAACAUUACUGGGAGAUAGAAUUUCUGGAACCCCCAUCUGGACUUUCUGUAAUGGUUGGCGUUGGCACCAGUAGAGCCCCACUGUAUGCCGGAAGCUUCCAGUAUCUCAACUUACUAGGCCUGGAUGCCGACAGCUGGGGUCUGUCCUAUAAAGGCAAAAUCUGGCACAACGGAAUCGGCAAGCGGUACGCCGAGCCGUUCUAUGAGGAGCGGACGGUGAUUGGCGUUCAUCUGAACAUGGAGGAAGGGACACUGACGUUUUACAAAGACAGACAGAGUCUGGGAUUCGCCUUCACGGGACUACACAAGGUCCAGACGCCAUUAUUUCCCAUGGUUUCUUCCACCAGCCCUGGCACAGAGUUGGCGCUGGGAUUACGUUGUUGCACUUUACCAACCCUGGAGGAGCGAUGUCUCAGUACGCUGGCUUGUAACCUGACCCGAAAAGACUCUGCCGACCUGUUGCCCCUACCAGAAGUUGUAAGGUGGAAGUUAAAAAGCCGCAAGAACUGGGACGUCCUGGGACACGAGCAGUAAUGGAAGGAGCUGCUGGUAGGGACAUUGGGGGGUAUUUAUCAAAACUGGUUGUUCUAUGUGGUUUUUUAUCCUAUAUUUUUUUUUUUUGCGUUGUUUUCGACGGACUUGCGCCAAAUUUAUCAUUUGUCGCACGCUAUAUUGUCACUUUGGCGUUUACUAGCCAAAACUGAUGGCAUGGCACUUUUUUUUAUGUCAGUUUAAAAAUGACUUAUUUGCGACAAAAUUGCGGUAUUAGUAACCUUUUUUGCGACAAAGUAUAAAAGGCGCAAUUAGUAAAUUCCCAACCACUGCAAAAAAAUAAAAUAAAUGCUGUCAACAGUUGAAAUCCAGUCGGAACAUGAAAACGACAUAAUGACAAAGGCGCAAUGCAAAGUCGCAAAUCGCAAUGUCUCAGAGGAAAUGCGACAAAAGUACACAAGAAAAGACGUGUAUAUCCAAUAAUAAAUACCCCCCCCCCUUUAUACCUGUAGCUCCGAAUGCCCACAGGACAGCGGUGAGAAUAUUCUGGUUUGAUCCAUCCUGGAAUUACUUGUUGGAACAUUCCGAGGAACCAGGAGAUACAAGAGUGAAGCGUAUGGGAUGCAUAGAUGGAACCGAGUCUCAAAAUUGCCAAAGCUCUGGGCAUAUGUUAUUAAAGGGGUACUCCGGUGGAAAACUUAUUAUUUUUUUUUUUUUAAAUGAACUGGUGCCAGAAAGUUAAACAGAUUUGUAAAUAUUUAUCCUUCCAGUACCUAUUAGCAGCUGUAUGCUACAGAGGAAACUCUUUGCUUUUUGUAUACAUUUUUUUUUUUUUGUCUUGUCCACUGUGCUCUCUGCUGACACCUCUGUCCGUGUCAGGAACUGUCAAGAGCAGCAUAGGUUUGCAAUGGGGAUUUUCUCCUGCUCUGGACAGUUCCUGAUAGGGGCAUCAGGUGUCAGCAGAGAGCACUAUGGACAAGACACAAAAGAAAUUCAAAAAGAAAAGAAUUUCCUCUGGAGC